Molecule: messenger RNA, 3202 nt
Organism: Hipposideros armiger (great roundleaf bat)
Lineage: Eukaryota; Metazoa; Chordata; Mammalia; Chiroptera; Hipposideridae
Gene: ERG
Product: ETS transcription factor ERG
Exons: 10
Coding region: 458-1801 (447 amino acids)
Biological process (GO): regulation of transcription by RNA polymerase II; cell differentiation
Cellular component (GO): nucleus
Molecular function (GO): sequence-specific DNA binding; DNA-binding transcription factor activity, RNA polymerase II-specific; protein binding
Source: RefSeq, a predicted model, not a curated record
CAUCCGCAAGGCUUAAAAACUUCAAACUCAGAAAAAAUUCGGGGUUUCUAAAUUCACUCUUGAGUGCCGUGGAUGACUUUUUGCAAAGGCUUUUCGGAACGCGUCUGAAUUUUCAUAUUCUUUAACUAUCCCUCGUGGUGGUUGGAACCGGCAGCCAACUCAGAGAGGUUGGAGGGCAGGGGCGCAGACAAAGAUGGGCUUGUCAAUGUUGACCUUUUGGGUGCUCUGCAAUAACUCCUUAGCAUCGCGGAUGCCAGCCAGUCCCAGUGGAAGUGAAGAGGUACCUGGCGAGUGGCCGUUGGUCAUGGGACAUGCCAAUGUUGACUGAGUUUUGGAUCCUUCAUGCUGAGAACGGAGCGUUCUCAUAACUCAAACGGUGGAAGCGCUAUCGGUUGUGAGUGAGGACCAGUCAUUGUUUGAGUGUGCCUACGGAACGCCACACCUGGCCAAGACGGACAUGACCGCAUCCUCCUCUGGCGACUAUGGACAGACAUCCAAGAUGAGCCCACGUGUCCCUCAGCAGGACUGGCUGUCUCAACCCCCAGCCAGGGUCACUAUCAAGAUGGAAUGUAACCCCAACCAGGUGAACGGCUCAAGGAACUCCCCUGACGAAUGCAGCGUGGCAAAAGGCGGGAAGAUGGUGGGCAGCCCAGACACGGUCGGGAUGAGCUAUGGCAGCUACAUGGAGGAGAAGCACAUGCCACCCCCAAACAUGACCACAAACGAGCGAAGAGUCAUCGUCCCAGCAGAUCCUACGCUAUGGAGUACAGACCACGUCCGGCAGUGGCUGGAGUGGGCAGUGAAAGAAUACGGCCUUCCCGACGUCGACAUCUUACUCUUCCAGAACAUUGACGGCAAGGAGCUGUGCAAGAUGACCAAAGACGACUUCCAGAGGCUCACCCCGAGCUACAACGCCGACAUCCUUCUCUCGCAUCUCCACUACCUCAGAGAGACUCCUCUACCACAUUUGACUUCAGAUGAUGUUGAUAAAGCCUUACAAAACUCUCCGCGGUUAAUGCAUGCUAGAAACACAGGGGGUGCAGCUUUUAUUUUCCCAAAUACUUCAGUAUAUCCUGAAGCUACGCAAAGAAUUACAACUAGGCCAGAUUUACCUUAUGAACCACCCAGGAGAUCAGCCUGGACCGGUCACGGCCACCCCACCCCCCAGUCGAAAGCUGCUCAGCCAUCUCCUUCCACAGUGCCCAAAACUGAAGACCAGCGUCCUCAGUUAGAUCCUUAUCAGAUUCUUGGACCAACGAGUAGCCGCCUUGCAAACCCAGGGAGUGGACAGAUCCAGCUUUGGCAGUUUCUCCUGGAGCUCCUUUCAGACAGCUCUAACUCCAACUGCAUCACCUGGGAAGGCACCAAUGGGGAAUUCAAGAUGACAGACCCUGAUGAGGUGGCCCGGCGUUGGGGGGAACGGAAAAGCAAGCCCAACAUGAACUACGAUAAACUCAGCCGUGCCCUCCGUUACUACUAUGACAAAAACAUCAUGACCAAGGUCCACGGAAAGCGCUAUGCCUACAAGUUUGACUUCCACGGCAUCGCCCAGGCCCUCCAGCCCCACCCUCCAGAGUCAUCUCUCUACAAGUACCCCUCGGACCUCCCUUACAUGGGCUCCUAUCACGCCCACCCACAGAAGAUGAACUUUGUGGCUCCUCACCCCCCUGCCCUACCUGUGACGUCGUCCAGUUUUUUUGCUGCCCCCAACCCAUACUGGAAUUCACCAACCGGAGGUAUCUACCCUAACACUAGGCUCCCAGCCAGCCAUAUGCCUUCUCACCUGGGCACUUACUACUAAAGACCGGGAGAGGCCUUUCCCAACAACCUGCAAUCACCAAUAAAUCGCCACAAACUCUAUUGGAGAACAGCAGUCAAAAGUGCCUCAAGAGGAAUGAAAACUGGGGCUGGGGAGGGAAGCCAAGGAAGAGAUCCAAAGACUCUUAGCGGGAGGGAAUUACUAAAGUAUUACUACAGAAAUAAAAGAGGAUGCUAAAAAUGUAACGUAUGUGGACAUAUAAUCUGUGGACCAAGCUUGUAAAAGACAUUGUAAGUAGAAGCAUGAAGUCAUAAGGACAAAGUGCCAAAGAAAGUGGUCUGAAGAUGUGUACACACUUUAGAGUAGAGUUUGGGGUUCUGCUAAUGCAAACUGGGAUUAAACUAAAGCAAUACAGAUAACACAGUCUUGACCUAACAUACCGUUUAUAAUGUCAUUUUAAGGAAAGCUACCUGUAUUGAAAAAUAGAAACAUAUCAAAAAAACAAAAACAAAAACAAAAAAAGAAGAAAAGAAAGACUGUGCAACAGACGUUGACAUGGAACUCAUCAGCACUUGCUGUUUUGGGUGAAAUCAGAUUCAUUCCAUUUGGUGGAAAGCUGCCUGCUCUCUCAAACUGCAAAGACGACCCGAUGACCCAAAGUUUCUAACCCCUUUGCAGGAUUACGGAACUGGGAGCAGCAUGGCGGGACUCGGAACGUGAAUGGAAAGUGAGCGCGUGGUCGUGGACGGAGGGCGGGAGGAGGUGCGAGAGGAGGAGGUGAGGGCCGGGGAGGAAGCUUCUCAGGCAGCGGAGGCCGGAGUAGGACGACAGUACUGGGACUCUGGAGAACGUGUCAUGGAGACUUGAGGUUCGUUAUGGUCAGUGUUAUACCAAAGCCAGUGUUACGAGGAAGGACACAGCGGAAUGGAGGAAGAGGACGUGGUGGGAUUCAGACCCGAAAACAUGCAUCUCUUUUUUGUUUGUUUGUUUGUUUGUCCAAAGAAAAUUGUAACUGGAAUUGUCUGAUAUUUAAAAAGAAACAUUCAGGACUUCAUCAUUUUGUGGGGGGCUCUGCUCUCCACAGGGUCAGGUAAGAGACAGCCGUCCUGGCUGUCGCCCUCCGACAUCACCUAGGCGUUUGGGUUAGGCGGGCUCCAGUGUUCCUUUCGAGUCGCGAACGCUGUGCGUUUGUCAGAGUGAAGUAUACAAGUCAAUGUGUUUUUCCCCCCUUUUUAUAUAAUAAUUAUAUAACUUAUGCAUUUAUACACUACGAGUUGAUCUCGGCCAGCCAAAGAUACACGACCAAAGAGACAAUCAAUGAUAUAAUGUGGCCUUGAAUUUUAACUCUGUAUGCUUAAUGUUUACAAUAUGAAGUUAUUAGUUUUUAGAGUGCAGAAUGUAUGUAAUAAAAUAAGCUUGGCCUAGCAUGGCGGAUCAGAUUUA